UGUCAAAAUAAAUCAAAAAUAUUGCAAAAUAUAAAAGUAAUGUCUAAAAAAACAUAAAAAAAUGGCAAAUUUUUUCGAAAAUCGUAAUAAUACAACAAUAUCAAUACCUCGAACCGAGGAAGAAAAUAACAUAAUUUUCUAUGUGAUCGAAAUGCAAGUGGGCUCAAUAAAUUGGACCGUACGCCAUCGAUACAGUGAUUUUUACGACUUACAUAUAAAACUGGUAUCGGAUCAUGGUGUACCAAAAGAUACGAUACCACCGAAGAAAAUUAUACGAAAAAAAUGUCCAUUUUUUAUAUCACAACGACGUGAAGGUUUAGAAAUUUACAUGAAAACAGUAUUAAAUUAUUUACAACGUGCAUUACCUUUGGAAUUAGCAUUAUUCUUAAAUUUUCAACUUUAUGAAAUCACUUACAUAUUACAAGAUUUAGCGCUAAAAUUCUUUUUAAAAGGGGAUACUUUGUUACAUUGUGCACAAUGGAUUAUUAUGUCACCGUUACAGUUACAUGCGUUAAGUGAACGUUUAAAACAACCGUGUCCAGAAACUGUGAUUGAUAAACGACGUGAUUUUAGUCACGUCUUAGAUGUUUGUUCACAAACGCAUAAAGUUUAUGUGAUUGGAUCAGAUGAACCGUAUGAAACCAGUAAUGUUAUUCCAAAUUCAUUAACUUUUGAGUGUUCAUCAUUUAAGGCUUUAAAACAAUUGCGAAUAACAAAUUUUCCAUUAAAAAAUAUUACACAAUUAGGCACAUUAAGGGAAACAUUGCAAACAUUAAAAAUUGAGAAUACAAAUGUACAAAAUAUCAGUCAAGUAUUACUUUGUGAUUCAAUUCAUAAAGUUCCAAAUUCAUCUACUUAUCAGAUUUGGACGAAUUUAACAGAAUUAUAUUUAAGUGAUAAUCAAUUAACAAGUAUUGAUGAGACAGUAAAAUUGAUGCCAAAAUUAAAAAUAUUAAAUUGCAAUCAGAAUCAACUAAAUGAUAUCAAAAAUUUAGUACAUCUAUCGAAUUUAAGUUACGUUUAUCUCUCAUCAAAUCUAUUUUAUUUAACUGACAACUUACAUACAAAAUUGGGUAACAUCUUACAUUUAGAUCUAUCAGCGAAUUACAUCAAAACGUUGCAAGGUUUCUCAAAACUCUACUCAUUAGAGUUCUUAGACAUCAGUUCGAAUCAAAUAUGCAGCUUGGAUGAAGUGAAACAUAUUGGAAACUUACCAUGUUUAGAAAAUUUACGUUUAACUGGUAAUCCGGUAUCGGUCAUUGUUGAUUAUCGUGUUAAAGUGCUGGAACAAUUUGGUCCACGUGCCAGUGAAUUAUGUCUGGAUAAUGAAAUGCCAUCUCAAACUGAAUUGGACACGAUAUGUGUGCUACAAGCGAUACGGAUUGUGAAGGAGGGCCGAACACCAACAUUUGAUGGAACAGAAAAUCCAUCGUUAUUUAUGAAUAAUAAUUCUACACCAUAAUUUUAUCAUUUAUUCCCGGGUUUCUAAUAUUUUAUUCGGAAUAUUCAGCCUAAAGGGUCUUUUACCUUGUUUAUCGUUGAUCAUAAGAGAGUAAGGGUGGGACAAUUUUCCCCUCCAAAAGAACUUAAUUAUUUUAAGUAAUUAGGAAAUAACUCUCAGUUUUUUUACUCUUAGCUUGAAUGAAAUACAGUGAAACCUGGGUGAAUGAGACCUGGAAAAGCGAGAAAACUCUACAAGUAAGAUUAAUUACCAGGUCCUGCUAUUUCACCCUUUUAAAACUAAUAAGUGAGAAACUGGAAUCUCUAUAAAAAAAUAAUUUUUUCCCUACUUUCCCUGCUUUACAUGCUAAGGAUUCCCAACAAUUAUUAUAAAUUGCGUCCAGGUCAGAGCUCCGACCCUUUUUUUUCUUAAUAAGGAUUGUGUAUAUAAUUUACACAUUUCAUGGCAUUAGUGAAAAAUUUUCGUUUUUAAUUUCAUACAUGAAGCUAAAGCUUCACAGGAGUAGAGAACGGCCUUUCAGUAAAAAAAAUUACACUGUCGUGAAUCACGAAAAAUCACUUUUACAUACAGGUGCAAAAUUUUCAUGAAUACAAAAUAACUACACAUUAUACUGAAAAUCCAAUAAACUACAAGUAAGGCCAUACGAAAAGCUUUAAGGAUUUGUUUUAAAAAACUUGUACAUCGAAUGAUCUGACUUGUAGUCUAAGAGUUGAGUGACAUUUUGAAGCAGGUAUUUGAGGUACUUUGAAAACUUCUCUAAUACUUCUUCUGCGAUAGCUAAAUACGAAGUGAACCCCUGGCUGAAAGGUUUAUCUUCAAAAAUAAUAAUAUAUUCUUUUAGGGACUCACUUCGCAUUCAGCUAUCGUAAAAGAAAUAUUCGACAAGUUUUCAAGGUGUCUCAAAUACCUGCAGUAAAAUGUCACUCAGCUCUCCUACUAUUGUAUGUCAUCAUAAUACACAAAGCACAAUCAUACUAAAAUUCUAAUAUGCUACGCUUUGAAAAUACGUUGGUAAUAAUACUAGAAUCGUGGGGCUAUUGAUCUUGCAUCAAAUCAGGUAUUUUUCCAAGUUUUCGACCUCAGAAUACGAUAGGAUCAUGCCAAAAAUAAGAAAAAUCUCGAAAAUUUUGACCUUAUUUCAGUUUCUGUCGAUUUUGACCCGACGGGACUGUUUUUUC
This is a messenger RNA of Chrysoperla carnea, 2640 nucleotides long. Its product is annotated as nischarin. Gene Ontology annotation, molecular function: phosphatidylinositol binding; protein kinase binding. The record is from RefSeq and is a predicted model, not a curated record. Bases 62 to 1462 code for a protein of 466 amino acids. Gene Ontology annotation, cellular component: cytoplasm. Lineage: Eukaryota; Metazoa; Arthropoda; Insecta; Neuroptera; Chrysopidae. The transcript has 3 exons.